GAAUCCUCCAGCGUGGAACCGGUAUGUGGGUACCGGUGUCUGCGUGCUGCCGUGUUACUUCCGUCACUUUGCGGUUUGUGCACAUGCUGCAUUGACAUUUCUGAGCGGAGAUAAGGGAAAUUCUUGGCUUGGAAUUCGUGGAUGUAUAUUUGGAUUUUAUAUCACUGAAAGUUUGUUCAAGAUUUGCCGUUAAACUGAGACACUGAUUUAGAAUUGGCAUCAGUUCUCAAGAACAAGAUGUCGACUCUCUCGCCCUUCAUCCUUUCAAGGCCGUCGCCCAAACCCAAGAGGCGAGGCGGCACGGCCUCCCCCCUCACCAAAAAGAAACGCCCCUCCCCAAGAGCAGCAGAGAAGAUGCCUCGACCGAGGAGGAAGCAAGGGGUUGCCACGGACACCAGCAAUCGUCGAGGAGGCAAGAAGAGACACCAGAGAGAGGGAGGCAAUGGGGUUCCUGCGGUGGCUGAGUGUCAGGAAUUCCAAGGUGACCUCAACCGACUGAUUAGCUGGUUGACAGCGACCAUCGACCAAUCAGAGCAGUGGAAAGCGCCCUCUAACAACACCCUUAGCCUCCGAGUACAGCUGGAGAAAUACCUGACUUUUGCCAUGGAACUCCAAACUCGACAACACCUUAAAGACAGCGUUUUGCUCAGGGGUCAAGAUCUGAUCCAACUGUACCCCCAGCUCACAAGCAACCUUCAGGCCACCCUUGAACUCAUCGAUAGGCAGUACCAGCGGCUGGAGGAGAGGCUAGACACCCAGUUUAGACAGCUAGAGGAAGCGUUGGCAUCCCUGGAGACUAGCGCCAGAUCAGACUCUAAGAAUCAUCGAUCCUUUGAUGCAGAGCUGAUCAUGGACUCUAUCGAGCAGAUGUCGUUUCGUCUUCAAAACAGCAAGAGACGCAACUCACCAAUGGAAGUCAGUGUGAAAACCUUGAACAAGCAGGUGGAUACGUUCAACACAACCAACAAGCUGUCCUCAACUGGAGGUAGUGAUUCCUCUUGUAGCUCCUCCCCCGACUUUGAUGUUCUAUAUGAGGAGCUUUCGGAUUGGCUGAGUGAACUACACAUGGCCGUGACGGACAGCCAGAAGGGCCAAUCAGAUCAGAGAAUGGAACAGAUGUUUAAGGGUUACACCCAAGAGCUGCACCUCCGUGAGGUGACCCGGGCCAAGCUCAACAAGAAAGCCAACCGUCUUCUCGCCCGGCGCCAGUCCACAUCAGCCGACGUCACUACCAAACUCCAGUCCAUCAACGACCAGUGGGCCAGCCUGCAAGCAUGUCUGGAGCCCGGGACGGGACCCAACGCAACCUCCUCCCAGGACCUGCCUUCCUUUGCUAGCUCGGAGGAGGUCAUGACGCUGACCUUGGAGGUUGAGGAGGUCAUAGUUCAACUCAAGGGAUGGUUGACAGAGAUGGAGAGGAAGCUGUUUGCCACGGAGAGCAUCAAGUGCCCUGGCAGCGUGGAGCAUAUGGAGAAAAGACUUGAGGCUCACAAGGAGCUUCAAGUGGACAUUGCCAAGAAUUCGGAAGGCAUCCAGGUGGUGCUGAACAUGUGUGAGAUACUACAGAAGGACAGGCAUGCCUGCGCUAGUGAAAAGGAGAGAGAAUCCCUGCAGCUGGCGGCAUUCAACUUGGAGCGGCGCUGGCAGGCCAUCCAGGCCCAGGCGAUGGCACUGCAGUGCAGUCUGGAAGAAAAACUCAGAACCUUCAAGGGAAACAGCACAGUAUUUGGUGAAGAUUGCCAAAGCACAGCCGCCUCUGCUACAACAGUCGUUGACAACAAAAAUAUCCCUUUGCCCACCUACAAAUCAAGUCUCCUCCCUUACAAACCAUCUGGGGCAAAAGACGAUUCAGCUUUAUUCACUCUCGGCGAGGGAAUCAACUACGACGAUAUACUCCUUGUUCGUGAGGCAUUCUCUGAGAAUGAUGCUUUCAGCAUGAGCGAUGCUUCCGAGGUAUCCCUGGGCGACUUUGCAUUCGAUGAUGUCCUGCCCAUGAAGGGAGAAGAUGAAGACGUCACUCUCUCUGUCCCAUCUCAGACCCCGGACAUCAUGGAGUUGAGUGAUGAGAUGAUUGAUGCCUACCUCAAGAUGGAAGAAGAGCAGCUGAAGUUGGAGGAGUCUGGGAUCGACUGUGACAUCCUCCCAGAGGUCGCAGAGAUCAGGGGCAGGAGCAACUCGGAGUUGGAAUUCUGGUCCAUGUCCCCAAGGGAGGACCUCCAGAUGUCCAACUCCGUAGAGCUCCCGCAUGUCAUGCACUCUCUGGUAGAUCUGGACCAAGAACCAGUCCUACUCAGAGACAGAUCUGACUUGCCAAAGUCAUUUUCGGCCCACUCCUCAACCAACUACCAACCGAUCACCUUGGGCAAGUACAGUACUGGAACGGUGGAUUUUAUGUCCUCUGUGGUCGAAGAUGCUCUGGAGAGUCUCUGCUCCGAUGAUGAUGAGUUUGAUGAGGAGUAUGAGGAUGUACAUGAGGCAGAUGAUGAAGAAGAUGUAGAUGUGACCCUGACUGAAGAACGAUGCCAGAGUAGAAGUCUGGAUGAUUGUAAUGAUUGUAAUGAUGAUGAUGAUGAAGCUAUUGGUAAUCUUCUCUUUGCCAUGGAAGACUUGGAUGAACCCGACCCUUCCCCCACUUUUGCCCUUAAGCCUGCCAAGCCUCUGAGCCACUCACUGCCACUGACCCACCGCACCUUGCCAAGCAGAGAUGUCCCAACCCACGAUUACCCUGCCUCAUAUCCUAACCAACCGUCCCCCAACACAUGGUCACAUCCAAGCGUCACAAUUGCCAAAUCUCCGCAUCAGAAGAGAGGUUUCUUUCCUUCUCAUGGUGGUUGCUUCUUGCCAAACCCUUUUGAGGAUGUUGUCAGUAGCAGUCCGGUUAAAUCAAAGAGUCCGGUCCCAACAAAUGCCUCAGAUGAGCUGCGUAAGCUUCGGCGACGCCUGAGUCAAGUCUCAAAUCCUUUCAGUGAGGAGGAAACAAAACGUCAGCAGAAGAUGACGACUCCCCCACCCCAAGAUAACCUUCUGGAGAUCACAGAUCUUAGCCUGUCCCAUAUGUACGAGUCCCUGGACUUGGUAACAGAGUUGACGCAUUCUCUCAUGCCAGGAGUUCAUUCGCCAAGACGUGAUGUUGACAGUCCCCUGGAUUUUCCACUCCUUGAGAGAAUUGAAGACUCUGAUUCAGACUCCUUCAGUGACAGCAGUGAAGAAAUCGAAAGAGAAGAUCUUGUCCAAAUAUGGAUCAACGAGAACAUGCCAACUCCUCCGGAAAUCAUCCCCUUAGAGAUGCCUCCCGAGUUACCAUUAGCUCCCAUCUUUGACGUGGACACAAGCAUUCAAGAAAUCCCCACCCAGGAUCUCCCCAGCCUACCAAUUUGUAAUCUCGAGGGAGUCCACAGUCCACAGGAAACCUCAUGCUUGCCACUCACACCGUCAAGUCAGUCUGAUCCAGGAAUAGAUGAAGAACAGGAAACAGAUGGUUUCCUGGAGUCCCUCCCCGUCGAGAGUGAAGCCAGUCGGGGUCACUGCACCGACGCAGAGAGUGUGGAAGUAGCUGAUGAGGAAGUGACCCUCAUACAGCAGGAAGUGGUGAAUCAGCCUCAUUGUAGUGCUGCACUGCGUGAAUGCAUUGAACCACAGCCAGUCACCGAUAGCACUGUUAGCAGUAAUGCUGCAGACGGCAGUAGUAAAUCAAGAUUGGAGGGUACUCGUGACUUCAGCGCAAUCGAGGAGCGACUGAGAAGAGAAAUCAUGGAGCAGCCCAACCAAAAGCACGCCUACUUCACCUAUGUGUCCAAGCUUGCUGAGUCUUGUGCUGAUGACAAGAACCUGAACCAGAUCCUUGGGGACUUCAACCAUCAGAAAUGCUACCUGUGGUCCAUUGGGGGUAAUCGGGGUCAAUCUAAACAACCGACAGCGGAAUGCCAAGACGUGCCAGACACAGUGAGUGAUAACUGGAUUGAUGUUGCCUCCCAGUGCUCAGAUGACACCGACAAACUCCUUGAAGCAUCCAGCUCUCUGGUGGAGGAGCUUGAGCGGAGUGCUCGUCUUCAGGCUAGUUCCUUACCGGAAGAUGAGAUAGGUAGUUGGCGUGAUGUCAUCGUCUUGUGGCUGGACGAGCAGUCCAGCGCUACGAAGAGCGAUGAUGUUAUUGACACCGAGCAUGAUGUCACAGCCCACAGCGAUGACCUUAUCAAGAGUGACAAUGGUAUCAAAAACAGAGAAACACAAGUCGAUACAUUCACGCCUAGCCGCCAGCAAGAAGAUCGCAAAUUCAUAAGCCCACUCUCUAAUCGGAAGUUGGACAUCCAGAAUGAUGCAUCGUUUGAUGCCACUGAUGAUGGCAUUGUUCCCGACUCCAAUCCUCAAGACACCUUUGAAGAAAGUACUGAUUGUGGCAUUGUUGUCGAUGGGAAACAAUGGUCAUCACCCUCAGAACUGAUUGACAGUGGACACUUCUCAGCUGAUGGAACUUUGGAUGAGGAGAGCCUUUUGUGCGAUGUCCAGGACCCAUCCCUCAACUCCGUCCAUCUGACUUCAACACCCAAGGCAUCAUCCACUGAUGAAGAAGACGAGACUAGGAGCAAAGUCACCUCGUCACUAUCAGCGACUCACACCCACCUCAAUGAUGCUCCAUCAGGGCAUCCUUUCACUACCUCUAAGCCUGUCUUUGUCUCACCGCAUCAGCAGCCUAGUUACAUCAGCCGCGUUCUCUGUCUUGGCCUUCCCAUCUGCAUCUUUCUGUUCUUCUGCGUCCUCCUCAUCCUGCUUCUCCCAGCAGUCAUCGUCUCGGCAACGGGAGAUUGCUCCCUGUCCCUUACCGACAACAUCUUGUUGCACAGUCCAAGCUGGGAGCCCAUACUCUACUACGUGAGAGGGCCUCCACCACAGUAGUUGGUUGUUACUGUCGGUAGGUGAUAGGACUCAUCAAAGGAUUUUUCAUUCAUGGAUGAAGUCAACAUAUUUUUCGGCCAUUUUACUAAAAUUUCUUUGGCAUUUCGUACACGAUUGCAAUGUCGAAUUCUGAAAUUACUCUAUGCUGAGUAUACUGUCGGAUAAAAAAGCAAAUGUGUGAUAUGUGUCUCAUGUACCACCAAAUUACCGCAGUUUUCAGGAAGUUGCAAACUUUCCAUCUUUCUACACUUUGUCUUUUCUUGAAAGCAACGCGGAAAUGGUCUGAGAACAUUCAACGCAGAUAAGAAAUGUCUUGCCACAUUGGGUGCAAAAACAAGAAAUAUGGCUAUGCUUGACAUCUUGCAACAAUCUUUGAAUGAAAAUCUUAGGGAGAAAAAAAAACUUGCUGACUUAGAAACUACAAAAUGGUUUGUAUUCAUCAACACUAUUAACAACCGUGGUUGAAAUAAGGUGCGAAGUACCCUAAUAAUGUUCUGGUAUUAUGUAUAUAUUGGUGUUUGGAGUGUAUAUACAUUGUAUAUAAAUGUAGUCUGUCCAUGUGUAAACACUGCUUUGCUGUUUUAAUCUCAGUGAAGUACUAGCCAGAAGUUGGCAAGCAGUUGUAAAAGUCUUAUGAAUUUGAAUGUUUGUUUUGUUCUGAAACAUGUCAUGAGGUAGAUUAGAAAAAAAAAGUACAUUGAAACAAAUUGUUUUUAAAACUAUUUUCACUUCACUCUAGACUUCAUUUCAGUGACGUUCAUGAUUUACCUAGAACUAGCAGCCGAAUGCACCUUCAUAUAUUAUUAUUCAAUGUUUUGAUUUUCAAAAUAUUUAGUCGUUCCGUAGUAGUGGUUUCAGUUAGAUUUAGUAGCUUUAAACGUGCACAUUUACACACACACUGUGGGAUUCAAGUAGGUACUAAUGUAUCUGAACGCGGCCCUAUUGAGUGAACAUUGGUGAAGCAGCAAUGAUUUCUUAAAGACUGUUCCUUCCCAGAAGUCUGGUAACACCAGAGAACCCUUUUAAAAUGUAUUUUCCGAAUUUUGCCCAAAAUUUGCCUUGGCAGACUAGCUUCCAACAUCUUGCCUCCCUGCUCACCUUCAGUUUUAUCCACCUGCCUUUCCCCUUGCCCAUAUUUCACCAAGCAGGCAGAACUCAUUACCCAUUCCUUCUGUGUUUUUUUUUUUUUUUUUUUUUUUUUCUUCUUUGUUCCAGUUACUCUUUCGUAUUUUCCUUGCCAGCCUUUUGCCAAUGACAAUGCCUCCCAUUGUUAUCUACCCCUCCCUCCACCUUGUUGAUGCCUCCACCAUGUUGAUGCCUUUACCAUGUUGAUGCCUUUACCUUGUUGAUGCCUUUAGCUUGUCUACCUUCCGACUCCAUACCCUUCUCCCGCUUCCUUUUCCUUACUGCUUACCAACCUAUAUUUCCCUACUGCUUGCCAACCCAUUUCCUCGUCCACUCCUUCAUUAAAAUUCGACUAUUUUUCCCUUUGCCAAUUUUGUUCUCUUCACCACCACAUAUAUUUCUACUUCACCCAUCCGCAUGUAAAUGUAUUCCCCUCUCACCCAUUCUUGUCACUGCUCUUCUCCCUCCCUUAAUUGACCAUCCUUCAUCCAAUCCCUUUUCCCAUCCUUUCCCUUGCCCGUCAACCAUUUAGAAUCCACACAUCUCUUGCCAACACUGAUCCCCUUGCUAACUGUGCCCUCUUUAUCCACCCAUCCCUUUAACAUUCUUUCUUGUGUCCUGCCCUUCGGUCUUGCCCAUUACUCCCCAUGAUACCCCACACUUGCUUACCCUUCAUUUUCCCCCCUUCUUACCAACCCUUCUUUCCAAGUCAUUCUCCCUGUGCAUUCUUUCCUUGUGUCUAAUCUUCACCACGCAAGCCCCGUUACUGUCCUGCCUUUACCUUGCACCCCCUACUCACAGUCUUCCAUUUUGACACCUUUCCUCUAUAAACGGUUGCCUUGU
Molecule: messenger RNA, 6861 nt
Organism: Patiria miniata (bat star)
Lineage: Eukaryota; Metazoa; Echinodermata; Asteroidea; Valvatida; Asterinidae
Exons: 10
Coding region: 238-4893 (1551 amino acids)
Cellular component (GO): membrane
Molecular function (GO): protein binding
Source: RefSeq, a predicted model, not a curated record